UCCAUCUGGACUGGCCGUGUCUUCUGCUUUGCGAAUCCGAGAAGGAGACACCGUUCCCGGGACAGUCGGUGACUCCAGUGCGCGUACGAACUACGAAUUCACCUCUAAUUCCCUCUUCCCUUCACAACUCUCGGCAUUUUCCUGACGCUUUCCCCCUUAGCUUGAGCACUGUCCGUAUCCUCCCAUAUUGCUGGCUUCUUCACACAAUCGGGAUCGCCUACUCCACGCUCAAGGAUCCCAUUUCAAGUCUUUCCCAAUCACGAAGCCUACUGUAUGUUGGCCACCAGCUCCCUAGACCCUGGUACCAUUCGCGAAUUUUACUUGCUAGGUUCCACUCGACUUUAAUAUAAUGUGCAUAGCGACUGCCGCCAGUCACAACCUCCCACGCCGGUCAGGCCACAUUUGAGACCUUGUUGGAUAGAAAUCCCGUUAUUAAUCUCACCUUUCUCGCACCGUUGGACCAAACCAAUGAUCUUGCAAACGCUCUUCCUCGACAUUGCCACGAACGACAAGCCUUCCUCAUCUAGCCCUAUGAAACAUACUGAUCAUCCUUGUUGACCACGUCGGAUUUCCAAUUUUGGCGCCGACCUACUUGUUUCAUUUCCUCUUUGGACCACAUACGAUCAUCUAUACUGAGGGACGAAAGACACUGUCGACAACUUCUGAACAACCCAACAACACCAUUCGGGACCUCCUGAUCCGUGCUCAGCCUACCUCCUGCUCGACAGGAGAUCGUCUGCACAUUAGAGCUUAGUACUACACCCUUCCUAUUUUAUUCGAGGGUUUAGCGAUGGGGGAUGAACCUCCUCCUCGACAAAAUCUCGCUGCGAUCGAACAUCCAGAAAAUCCCGGAGAUUCAUUUCCACAACAUACGCAUUCAAGUCCACCACAAGCAGCACAGUUGAUUAACAUGGAGUUCGAACAAUACCCUAGACAGGCCUUUGGCAUGGGUCAUUUCCCGGGCGCUGGCGCUCUUGACAUGUCUGGCAUGGCAGCCGCAUUGCCAGACCCCCAAAUGCGACAAUUCCAACAGCCCUCUUAUCCUCACCAGUACCAGUCUCCAGCUGUCGCAAACCAGAUGAUGUUUCAGUACAAUCAGGGUGCGCAAUUUGCUGGCCAAACUGCUGGAAAUUACCCUCAACAGCCCGGACAGCAAUAUCCCAUGCAUUUCAUGUCGGGAACUCCCCAACGACAGCCGCAUGUGGGAUACACGCAAUUUUCCUCCGGCCAAGGGGCUGUCCAAGCCUUCCAGCAACCAGGCCAGGGCUAUCUGAUGCAGCAACCCAUGAUGCCACAAUCUACUGCGCCUCCUCAACAUCACCAACAAGGGACGUAUUCUCAAGCCUUCACUAACCCUGCCUACGCGACCGCCUAUGCAGCGAGAAUCGCAGCUGCGUAUCCCAUUCCCCAGUUACGAGUGGACAGCAGCCUCACACAAUCCCCACAGCACGGUUUCUACCAGCAACAUCAUAAUCAAAUUGUCAGGAGGACAAGCUCUAAUUCCUCACUUCAGACAUCAGCCCUGAGAGGACCACCCAGAAAACCGAGACAAUCAGGUCACGCACUAUGGGUUGGCAACCUACCUCCCGCAACGCACAUCGUAGACCUGAAAGAUCAUUUCUCGAAGAAUGCCACGGACGAUAUUGAAAGCGUCUUUCUAAUUUCGAAGAGCAACUGCGCAUUCGUCAAUUACAAGAGCGAAGCCAGUUGUGCAGCUGCGAUGACACGUUUCCACGACUCUCGGUUCCAAGGCGUUCGACUUGUCUGUAGACUGCGCCGCGGCAGCUCUUCGACGACAACAUCAGGCCAAUCGCAGAGCCAGACCGCAGCUGUGCGACCCGACGAAACUUCUGAACCCACGAGCAAGCAGGACGAGCUCGGCUUGCAAGAUGCUACGGUCGAGGGUGCAACAGUGACCUCGGAACCAGAGAGUAUAGAAAAAGUCAAAGAAAAGUUUUUUGUGGUCAAAAGCUUGACAAUCGAAGAUCUGGAGCGCAGUGUACACAGCGGUAUAUGGGCCACUCAAGCGCACAAUGAAGAUGCUCUCAAUAAAGCUUACAUGUCUGCGGAAAAUGUAUACCUCAUCUUUUCUGCCAACAAGUCUGGUGAAUACUUCGGCUAUGCUCGAAUGGAGUCGGCGAUAGAUGAAGAGUCUGCGGCAACCAUUGACUAUCAACCAAGGGCCGAAACCAGAGACCCCAGCCCAUCUGAUCUUCCAUUGACAAUCACCACACCAGCAACUGCUACCGCCCCCAAAGGGCGAAUCAUUGACGACUCUUCGAGGGGGACCAUAUUCUGGGAAGCCGAGAGUGCCUCGUCCGGACAAGAAGAACAAAACGCAGAUGACGACGCCGCAAACGCAUCUGGCGAAGGAUACGAGUCGGCGAGUCCCAGUACCCCACAAACAUUCGGCAAGCCGUUCAAGAUCAAGUGGAUGUCCACGGACAGACUCCCCUUCUACAGGACACGGGGUUUGAGGAAUCCUUGGAACACCAACCGCGAAGUCAAGAUCGCCCGAGAUGGUACUCAGAUUGAGCCCAUGGUCGGGCGAAAGCUGGUCGACAUGUUCCAUCGACCACAAAUGCCCCCAUCAAGUCCCAACGCUCCCCGACAGCCGCUUCCCCCGGGCUCCCAGGGGGGCUUCAUGUCUCCUCAUACUCCGGCUGCUGGCGGCAUGUACGGACGAUCCUACUGAAAGAGAGCCAUGUUUUCUAUGAAUGUGCAAUGUUAUUUGUACCCAGUUGGCAUCUGCGACGAUUCAUGGUUGUACGAGGAUAUGAUUAUCGUGAUGAGAGUCAAAGAACAACAAUAAGAAAAGUAUCGGUCGGCAUCGGGAUUUACGGAUCAGGACACGGCUAUCCCUUCACUCAAAGGCAUGUCUUUGUACGUCUUCCAUUAGCACACAUAUUGUUUUCAUGGAAUGGUGCUUCGCUGGGCGAGCCUCCUUUUUUCACUUUUCCUCUCUGUGGCAAGGUCACGAGGACCACUCCUGGAGGAUGGGAUAGAGGGACAGGGGAUUGAAUGCGAAAGAGUUGUUGUCACUGAACAAUCUUUGGGCGUCUACGAGGAUGUGCUUGGGCUGCGACCAUGCGUAUGUAUACUGUGGUUUAUCUCUGGGCCCGGUAGUAGCAACUUGGACAGAAGCAAUGACGGAUCCAAGUUUUCUUUUCA
Molecule: messenger RNA, 3171 nt
Organism: Exophiala oligosperma
Lineage: Eukaryota; Fungi; Ascomycota; Eurotiomycetes; Chaetothyriales; Herpotrichiellaceae
Exons: 5
Coding region: 791-2695 (634 amino acids)
Biological process (GO): mRNA splicing, via spliceosome; regulation of alternative mRNA splicing, via spliceosome
Cellular component (GO): nucleoplasm
Molecular function (GO): N6-methyladenosine-containing RNA reader activity; mRNA binding
Source: RefSeq, a predicted model, not a curated record